Bombus terrestris (buff-tailed bumblebee) is the source of this 1990-nucleotide messenger RNA. Its product is annotated as ATPase WRNIP1. The record is from RefSeq and is a predicted model, not a curated record. Gene Ontology annotation, cellular component: nucleus. Gene Ontology annotation, molecular function: ATP binding; ATP hydrolysis activity; single-stranded DNA helicase activity. Gene Ontology annotation, biological process: DNA-templated DNA replication; regulation of DNA repair. Bases 152 to 1762 code for a protein of 536 amino acids. The transcript is spliced from 6 exons. Lineage: Eukaryota; Metazoa; Arthropoda; Insecta; Hymenoptera; Apidae.
GACGCGUAAAUUUCUGCUUAUAAAAAUUUCAAUCUCCGGAAAAGUAAUAUCCCGAUUUCUUUAUUAUUAAGUAGAGAAAGUGUUAAACAUUACGAUAAAAUAUUAAAGACAUAGAAUUGAUAUAAGUGACCAUCAGGCUUAAGAUUGAGACAUGGACAAUGAUAAAAUUUGUUGUCCCAUCUGUUCUAAAGAAUUUUCUUCUGUAAUAAUAGAGAAUCAUGUCAGUAAAUGUUUAUUCCUAAAUGAAUCAACAAGCAAAGAAUCUUCAUCAUCCUUUAAGGAUGGAAGUCCUGCAAGGAAGUAUAUGAAAUUAAGUAAUACCAAAGUAAAAAAGGACGACGUAGGAUUAGUAAAAAAUACAACUAAAAUGGUAUCAUCAGUAAUAAAUGUAGAUUCUCAAAGUCCAACGACAUCAAUUAAUAAUAAUACAGAUAAAGAAGUUACAAAGUUAUUUAGGAACGAUCAUAUACCUCUUGCUGAACGUAUGAGACCUACAACACUUUCAGGGUAUGUUGGUCAAUUACAUGUUCUUGGACCAUCUACUGUUUUAUAUCAAUUAUUAAAUAAGUCUGAAAUACCAAAUAUAAUUUUAUGGGGUCCACCUGGUUGUGGAAAGACGUCUUUGGCAAAUGUUAUAGCUUACAUAUGUAAGAAUAAGUCAAAUGGUAAAAUGAGAUAUGUUAAGUUAUCUGCAGCAAUGGCUGGUGUAAAUGAAGUAAAAGAAGUAAUCACUAUAGCUUCUAAUGAGUUAAAAUUUAACAGACGUACAGUGAUUUUCAUGGAUGAAAUACAUCGUUUUAAUAAAACUCAGCAAGAUGUAUUUUUACCACAUGUUGAAUCUGGUAUCAUUACACUAAUUGGUGCAACAACAGAAAAUCCUUCUUUCAGCUUAAAUUCGGCACUUUUGAGUCGUUGUAGAGUCAUUGUUUUGGAAAAAUUGAAUACAUCUAAUUUAAUGUCUAUAUUAAAUCGAGCAGUGUCUUCACUAGAGGGAACGGUAUAUAGCUCAAAUAAGAAAUUGGAAAGUGCAAAUCAAAUACCAAAAUUUAUUAUAGAUGAACCGACCAUAGAAUGGCUAGCAGAAACUUGUGAUGGUGACGCGCGUAUAGCAUUAAGUGGACUAGAAUUAGCAGUUCAGUAUAAAAUACAGAGCAAUGAAGAAUUUUUACAAAAUGGUCCUGUGACCAUAACAUUAGCUAAUAUUAAAGAAGGCCUUAAAAAAACUCAUAUGUUAUAUGACAAGAGAGGUGACCAACAUUAUGAUAUGAUUUCAGCUCUACAUAAAUCUGUUAGAGCAAGUGAUGAAAAUGCCUCUCUUUAUUGGUUAACAAGAAUGAUAUUAGGUGGCGAAGAUCCAGUUUACAUUGCACGAAGAUUGGUUAGAAUGGCAUGUGAAGAUAUUGGUUUAGAAGAUCCAAAAGCACUUGGAAUUGCUGUACAUACAAUGCAUGGUUGCAAGAUGAUAGGAAUGCCUGAAUGUGAUGUCCUUUUAGCACAGUGUACAACAUAUUUAGCAAGAGCACCAAAGUCUAGAUUAAUGGAAGAUGCACUCAGAGCUGCUCAAAGAGUAAUAGCUGAACAUAAAGGACCUCAGCCUGGAGUACCUUUAUAUUUAAGAAAUGCUCCAACAAAGCUUAUGAAGAAUCUAGGAUAUAGCAAAGGUUACAAUAUGAAACAUAAAGAUGAAUCAGGAAUGAAUUAUUUACCAGAAGGAUUAGAAAAUGUAAACUUCUUUGAUUACCAUAAGAAUUAUAUGACAUAAGGUAUAAACUUGAAUAAAAUUGAAUGAAAAAUUGGUUACAAUAUAUUUAUAAUAUUGAAGAGUACAGAAUAAUAAUAUUGCAUACAUAUUAAUUAUCGAGAUACAGAUUUAAGUAAGAAGACUAUACUAGUUAUCAAAAUGCAAAUCUAAUAGUUUUAAUAUACAUUUUGUAGUCGAAGCAAAAUUAUGCAGAAUUUCAAUAAAAACAGGAAGACAGUGCAAGCUUAA